Molecule: messenger RNA, 492 nt
Organism: Caenorhabditis briggsae
Lineage: Eukaryota; Metazoa; Nematoda; Chromadorea; Rhabditida; Rhabditidae
Exons: 2
Coding region: 1-492 (163 amino acids)
Source: RefSeq, a predicted model, not a curated record
AUGAAACAAAACGAUGAGUUGGAACAACGGAAAUUUAUCUACUAUUGGAUAUUCUAUCUUCUCGACAUCCUGUUCUAUUUGUCUUGCUUAGCAUUCACCAACAUCUUCAUUUACAUCAAUCCAGAUAAAAUGGAAAUUAUCAGUUUUCUCUUAAAAUCUCAAACAUUUUUAACCCUAUUCAUCGUCUGCUACACACAUUAUGUCAAACUUCAAUGCGGUCUUCAUGAAAUUAGUGAUAUUCCAACAUCAACGGCAAAACGUCUUAUUUGGUUGCGAUUCUUUGUCUGUGCCCAUUUUUGUGGAAUUCUCAGUUUUCUUGAAGAUCAAAAUAUCAAUUUGUUCGUAUUGGAAUGCUUAUUGAGGAUCGUUGGACCAUUCUACUUUUGCUAUUUUUUGUUUUCAACAGGAUUGUGUUGGAAAUUGGAAGACGAAGAAGACGGAAUGAACAAAUUGGUCAAGGAGAAACGGAUCAAGAACUAUGAAUGCUAUUGA